GUGAAAGAGGGCAACGUCCGGUUCCCCUCGCAGUCUCGCAGACACAUGCUUCCAUUUCAAUUCAAGCCCCAAAAACUGCAUGUAUCACGUGUUAGUUUUUCAUCAUGCAGAUUUAUUUGGCUGCUACAAACAGGGCCGGUUCUGGGCAAAGCCUAACGAAACAUUGACCUUAGGCCCCCAAAAAUUUUGGAAAAAAUUACAUAGAAAAAAACCACUAAACUUUUUUUUAAGUCCCCAAAUUUACCAAAAAAAUUUAUAGCGGAAACUUUUUAAAAACCGCCUACAUCCCCCUAGAUCUCAGGACCGGCCCCGGGUACAAAUACAUAAUAAAAUUUACAACGUCAAGAGACGAGAGAUAAAGUUGCACAACAUAUUGUUCUGUUAAAGUUUCGAUAAAGUUGCACAACAUACAAUGUUGUGCAACUUUUGCAACGCUAUUGUCAACAAUUACACGCACAACAAUGUUCAAAAACUUUAUUCAUUAUUAGUAAUAUGUGAGAUUUGUAACAUGUCCCAUUUUUCCAACCUAUUUUGACCCGUAUACCCUACUUAGACAACCUUAGUGAGAAAAAUAAACUUUGAUACGAAGUCUGUUGAAUUGUAUUAUGUUUCAAAGAUGUAUAUAUAAUUACAAGAACACAAACGGAGGUUUUCUACUUCACCUCUAAUAAUCUAAUAUAUCCAUUAACAAUAUCCAGACCAGUCUUCGUCAAACAACAUGCCAUUAUACGAAAUCAAACUUUAGGAACUAAAGUUUAGUAAAAUGUAAAAAAUAUAUAUUAGAUAAGUUGUAGUAGACCAAACUAGCAAUGGGUGGCGCACACGUUUGUUUCUGUUUGACCAAACAUCAAUUACAAAGACCAUCUCAAUUCCUUUCCCUUUUCUUGCACAUUACCCUGUCCCUAUCCUCUGUUUCUUCUUCCCAUUUUCCCUUUGUUAUUUUUCUUAUCUAUUUUGUUUUGUUUCUAUCCUCAUCAAGAUUUAUAGUCUCACAUCGUUGCUUCAUCAAACACAAUAUAUACCUUGAUUUCAGUUUGUCGUAUGAUUUUCUUUCUCUAUCGCUGAUUCUAUCUAAUGGGUAAUUGCUUUGGUUCAUCUGCAAAAGUAGAUAGCAGAGAAAGUCCAUAUUGUGGAUCCUCAAGAAUCUAUGCCAAACCGAGCCAAUCGUCUCGCCUCUCAAGCCUAACCAUACCACCGCCAUCUUACAGCGAUGACAGGAGUUCCACCUCUCUUCCCACUCCAAGAAGUGAAGGAGUGCUCUUAGCAUCUCCCACGCUAAAGGCCUUUACGUUUAACGAUCUAAAGACAGCCACUAGGAACUUCAGACCUGAUAGUGUUAUCGGUGAAGGCGGUUUUGGUUAUGUUUACAAAGGAUGGAUUAACGAGCGGACGUUAACGCCUUCAAAACCAGGAUCAGGCAUCGUUGUUGCUGUCAAAAAGCUUAAAGACGAUACGCCUCAAGGACACAAGGAGUGGUUGGCUGAGGUUGACUAUCUGGGGAGGCUUCACCAUAUGAAUCUUGUGAAAUUAAUUGGAUACUGCUUGAAGGGUGAUUACAUUAGGCUUUUGGUAUACGAGUACAUGCCCAAAGGAAGCUUAGAAAGUCAUCUAUUUAGACGUGGGGCAGAGCCGAUUCCGUGGAAAACAAGGAUGAAAGUGGCAAUUAGUGCCGCGAGAGGGCUUGCUUUCCUUCACGAUGCACAAGUCAUAUAUCGAGACUUCAAGGCCUCCAAUAUUCUACUAGAUUCGGACUUCAAUGCAAAGCUUUCUGAUUUUGGUUUGGCGAGAGAAGGACCAAAAGGAGACAGAACACACGUAUCAACCCAAGUGAUGGGAACUCAUGGGUAUGCAGCACCUGAAUAUGUCUCCACGGGUCGAAUAACCACAAAAAGCGACGUCUACAGCUUCGGUGUGGUCUUGCUCGAGUUACUCUCAGGACGUCCAACUGUAGACCAAUCGAAAGUCGGAGUGGAAAGAAAUCUAGUGGAUUGGGCAAUACCUUACUUAGGAGCUGAUAGAAGGAAAGUGUUUAGGAUAAUGGACACAAAACUUGAAGGACAGUAUCCUCACAAAGGGGCUUGUUUGGCUGCUAAUAUUGCGUUGCAGUGUCUCAAUCAAGAGGCUAAGUUGAGGCCAAAUAUGUCGGAUGUAUUAUCUACUCUUGAAGAGCUUCAGAUGAAGAGUUCUACAUCAAAGACGGAGAAACGGAGAGUUAAAGCUCCGGGUGCUUCUCCGGUGGUGACUCGUCGGAGAGGUCCACAUGACAGGUGAGGCAGCAGCCGAAGAUAAUUUAGGUCUUAAUUAUGAGUGUAUGUAUUUUUGUUUUUGGUAAGGGUCCGUCGUUAAUUAACAUCACAUUCUACAUUGGUCACAAAAAUGAAAAAUAGACGAUUCUCCUAAAUAGACAAUUUUCAAGUUUUGGUCAUAAAAAUAGAAUACAAA
This is a messenger RNA of Brassica napus (rape), 2442 nucleotides long. RefSeq names its product probable serine/threonine-protein kinase PBL4. The record is from RefSeq and is a predicted model, not a curated record. Bases 1075 to 2271 code for a protein of 398 amino acids. Gene Ontology annotation, biological process: protein phosphorylation. The transcript is spliced from 5 exons. Gene Ontology annotation, molecular function: protein kinase activity; ATP binding. NCBI's taxonomy places the organism in Eukaryota, Viridiplantae, Streptophyta, Magnoliopsida, Brassicales, Brassicaceae.